AUGUCAAGAUGUGCAAAGUUGAAGGUAAGCCUUCUAUUUGCCGUUGGUGGCUUGUGAGUAAAACCCGUCAUGUCCAUUCUUGCGAGCUUCUAAUAAAACCUUCUCUAGUUCUGGACUUAUUGGGAUUAUCAAGACUACACGGGCGCGUUACACUUAUGGUAAAGACCUACUCUCAGUUUCUCGUCUAUCCGUUUCCAGAAUUAGAUACUGACACUUCGGCCGAUGGUCUUGGAAUAUUCUAGUUGGAAUAUUGCUCAACAAGCUACUAGCAUUCUCUGCUGUUGCGCUCCGUGUUAUAAGUUGAUGCUACGGGAACUAAAUAUCUUUCGGAUAAUGGGAUCAGCUCUGUUUAAUGUCAGCCGAUGGAAAUCUUUGAUAGGUAGUAGGACCAGAGACUCUGGUGCAGCGGAAAGUGUAUAAUAAAUUUAGCCGGGGUAGACACGUUGAGAGGAAAUCAAAUUGAUGGAACUUCCAAUAACGAAUAACAACAACAAGUGCAAUCCCCGAACUCUUCCAACACUAAAUUACAAGCGACUUGAUGAAAGAAAGUACGCCCCCUUGGAAUGACGGUGUCGUCCCAGAAAGCGAUUGUGAUACGAAUCUUUUGGACAAGGGACAUAGGAAAGGAGUGUUUCUUUCUUUUGACGAUAAGCCCAAGAUUUAAUCAAAACCCUGUGUAUGAUACUACAGUACGAAGGCCAGCUAGUUCAGACGCCCUGGUAAUGAAAUAUCAUCACGUUGGGUGAUUUGGGGAGGUUUGAGGUGUGAAGAACAAUUUUAAGGUGAACAGUUAUUGCCAAGCAUACGACUCUCCAGGGAAUGUAGUACGAGACUUGAAAUCCUCGCUUAGAGUCACAAUUUAUAUUCACGCCCCUUACGCUUUAUUUUUGAUUGCAUACCUUGAUGGGUAUGGCGGACAUGUGAAUAACAACAAUUCCAAUCCAAACGCCACGUCACUUAGGAGCACUGUAAACUAUUAAGCCUCCUUUUCUUCUCAUAUCCCCAGACCUUUCUCCACACGGACAACACCCAGUCAAGAAUACUUUCUACACCACCGUUGCAUACAUCUUCAAGAUCACCAAAACCCUCAAAUUCUUCCCGGCCAAUCUGCCCAUUCAUACACCCAAGAUGAACCAAAAGAGCCCCCAACAAAAACAGAAACCCACCACCCCGACCUAUGGCAAUCUAAAGCCUGGCGACAUCUCCCUUACUCUAGCCAGAACUGGCGCUCUACCAACAUCAUUAAGCCCAACAAAGAAAAACAAGGCGAGCUCCUCAAGUCAGUUGGCGGCUGGAGAUGCGAAGAAGGGGACUUCGGAGGCGGCACAGUCUGAGAAGACCAAGGAUGAGAAACGAGCAUGA
Messenger RNA from Hymenoscyphus albidus, 1362 nucleotides. The record is from the annotation of a GenBank genome assembly. Lineage: Eukaryota; Fungi; Ascomycota; Leotiomycetes; Helotiales; Helotiaceae.